Messenger RNA from Pararge aegeria (speckled wood butterfly), 4493 nucleotides. It is a transcript of the gene nemy, whose product is annotated as cytochrome b reductase 1-like. Lineage: Eukaryota; Metazoa; Arthropoda; Insecta; Lepidoptera; Nymphalidae. Gene Ontology annotation, molecular function: oxidoreductase activity. Bases 280 to 1299 code for a protein of 339 amino acids. The transcript has 7 exons. The record is from RefSeq and is a predicted model, not a curated record.
CGACACAACUUCCCACGUCACGAACUUCCUUUGGAAUUAAUUUCGAAAGCUAACGAUCGAUAUUAUUAAAACUGUCGUAAUCUUUCAUUCCAUAUACAACUUUCUACCAAUUUCCUCAAAGUUAUCUAUAUCGUGUAAAGUCUCUCUAAAAAGUGAAUAAGUGAUUUUAAACUACUGACUUUAAAAAUCUAGUAAACUUUAUAGUGGUGUUCUCCGGCGGAUCCGGAGCUUUAAGAGGUCAAUAAAACAGCCAAAGUGUCUCCUAUUAAAUUGUCGGCUAUGGAUAGCAAUUCGGUGUCGCCAAUGCCGGAGUUAGCGCCGAUCGCAGAGUUCGAUAAGUCCCCACCUUCGCCGCCCAAUGAGGAGGUCCCGAUGGACGACCUGCCACCACCACCCGUUACCAUCUCCCAAGCCGAGGGAAAGAAGCUUAAAGUACAACGCAGCCGUUCGUAUGAUUCGGAAGAACACGAACGGGGAGCUUGCGAAUGGUGCGAGUACGCGUUGGUCAUCACCCUUGCUACCAUCCUACUCAUCGGUGUCUCCGCAUUGACCAUCUUCUGGACCUUCUUCUACAGAGAAGGAUAUGGCUGGGCUGACGAUCUCCCUGAGAAGCAGUUCAACCUUCAUCCGACGCUUAUGAUUGCGGGAUUUAUCACUUUUAGUGGUUUCUCGGUGCUGCUAUAUCGCAUCUGCCGGUGCUUCAGACGCAUAUACGUCAAACUGCUGCACGCGAUCUUUCAUGCUCUGGCAUUCCCGUGCAUCGUCAUUGGUUUCCUCGCCGUCCUUGACUUUCAUAACAAGAAGGGAAUCAACAACUUCUACUCUCUUCACAGCUGGAUUGGCUUAGUGGCUAUGGGACUGUUUGGACUUCAGUAUGCCGUCGGUUUCUUCAGCUUCCUUCUACUGUUGAUUUGUAACAAAGGCACGGCUAACUUCCGUGCAUCUUUGGUGCCCAUACACGCUGCUUUUGGCGUCCUCACUUUUGUUCUCGGAGUGUGCGCUUGCGUCACCGGACUGACUGAAAAGGCUCUCUUCACCCUUGGCGCGGAUCGAUACAGCGGCCUGCCGGAUGAGGGAGUGAUCAUCAACGCCAUCGGAGUUACCAUCAUUGCCAUACUAGCUGUGGUCAUGUACAUUCUGUCGAGGAACAAGAGUGCGGAAUACGCAAUGAUGCCGACCGAGGCGAUUGUGAUAAACGCCAUCGGGAUGUCGGUGGUGGCAGUGGCAAUCGUGGUACUCUACACCGUGCGCGGCACUGGCGGGUACCGGCUGCGCAAGGUGGCGCAGAAUCCCAGCUAAGCGCCGAAUGGACUACCUACACCCACAGCACAACCUAGCGGUAACCCUUCGGCUUGCAUAGUGUAGUCUCUGUUCAGAAACUAAAAAAAUCCUAAUUUAAAAACUAUCUACCUACUGACAAUAUGAUUGGUCUUCCUACCUUUAUUUGCGUGCCAAUACUUAAUAAGGAAAGAAAUGAAGAAAAGAUACACAAAUUUAUAUUUGUGUUUCUAUACUCUUUAUUUGGCCACCACUAAUAGUUAAAGAAACAGAAGAAGAAUAGAUAAACAAAGACAGAAGCAGAAUACAAAAGGCGGCCUAAUUGCAUAGUAGCAAUCUCUACCCGGCAAGUCCGGCAACUAGUUGAUAUAGUGUUCAAAGUUGCCGUACUCGAUGAGCGAAAUUGAGGUCGCGGUAUGUAAGUAUAGAGGCAGGAUCUAUAGAUGUUGCAAGACCUGAUUUUAGGAUACAGGGGCAACUUCGCACCACCAAAAUAAUAAUUCACUAAAUCAGAAUUGACCGUCAUUUUUAAUCUGAAGGCACAAAAUUUUGCUUAGGUACCUAAUACCUCAGUUAGCAUUAACUACAGAUGAACCUUUUUUUAAAGUUUACUGAACAUAGACUAUGCUUUCAAUAUGAACGUACAACACCCAAUUAUUGUAAAUUCUUCUUUAUGCUUAAAAACUUCAAUUUUAUAACUUUAAUUAAGCAUAAAGUUGAACAUUAUUUUACUUGUUAGUUCAUUAAAAACCGGCUUACUUCUCAUAGAAGCGAAAUUUAAUUUAGGGUUUGCGAUGUUUAUAAAAAAAAUAUGACCCUUAGCUCAAUCUGUUGACUUUAGGUUGAAAAGUAUACCGAGUGUAGAUUUGAAUCCAGUAAAUGAAAUCGUUUAGGAGUCACGUGUUAUUUAAAAUUGUCCUAUGUAGUAAAAUAGGCCUCUUCGCAUUACCGUUAACGUAAUCCGCUAGGGGGUUAUUCCCUUAAAUAUAUAGGUAGGUAAUGUAACCGCAAACUUUAUCGUACGAGUUGAGUUGGCUUUAAAUCUCACACUCGUGGUACAGAUUUAUUGGUAGUAGCUCAGCGAUGUUAUGAUUAUUAAUGAGGUUGUGCGUUGUUCUAUUUUUAAAAUUUUAAAUUUUUAUAAUAAAAAAGUUUAUUCCGUCUUUAAAAUUGCGACGACUGAGAUUGGGCAUGUUUUUGGGCAUUUUUUUUCUAUUUCAAUAUAAACAACUAAAGUAGUAGUUAGAGUUUGGAACUAGUAUCUAAUAAGGACAGGAUUUUUUUUAAACAUUAUUAAGGACAACCAAUGAAGACAACUAUUUAUUUCAACAUACUUGUUACUAUACUCGCUAUUUUGUGGUAACCAAACGAUUACACGUAUGUAUUAGUAGUGUUAAUAUUCGAAUCGAAGGAAUCAAAAUGAUUUCUUGUUCCAUAACAAUUAACAGGAACAGUUAAAUUCGUUUAUAUGUUUUAUUUAUCAGCUACCUUAUAAUAAAAUAAAUCAGUGGCCAUAUACCAAAUGUUAGGUACAGUACUGUGUUAUCAACAUUUUUAAUAGGCUGUAAGGCAGUUAAGGUAAUAUUUUAGACAUAAUCUGUAUAUAAAUUUAAUUAAUGUAAUGUGCGAGUGUUCGAUAGCUGUAGAAUGUGAUUGAUUUGUAGUGAAUGUCUAUCCUUAAAUAUUUAUUAUUAGUAAAAAAUAUGCUAUCAGAAUAAAAGUAGCCUCAACCAAAAUAUUUAUCAGCACUUGACAAACGGGCAAAACAUAAGUUCAGCUGAUCAUAAUGAUGGUAUUUAAAGCUAACGAAUCAGGAAUCGUCAUGGUAUUUAUUAAAAAUACUGCUAAAUUUUGGAUUAGGUAACUUUUAUCCUGAUGUUACAAAUUUAAGACAUCCAUUAGUAGCAAGUGUUUCAUCCUUAACAUUUUUAAAGUAUUGGAUAAGAGUUUUUGCUGCAAACAUUUUAAAGGAGUAAUAGAACAGUGAUAUAAAUCUCCAAAUGAUAAACGAAAUAAUUUGUUAAUAUAAUAUUAUCAUAUAUUUAGUGAUCGGUGUACGUCUGUACUAUUACAUAUAAGCGAAGUGUUCAUUCAAGUUGCCAAAUUCGAUGUAACGUCUUGUGGUAAAACUUGUUAUAAUCAAUUUACUGCGUAUUACAUACAUGUAGCAUGUUUAUCAGUAAUUAUGUAGAAUAACGCUCAAUGUGUUUAUACGUGGUGUACCUUCAUAUUAUUUCUUUAUGUAGAAAUUGAGUAAGGUUUCUAUUAAUUAUUAGGUAAAUGUUAUUUAUAUUCCAUUUUUGUAAAAAAAAUAACAUUCCAAUGAGAAGUUUGAAGCUUUUAAUCGUACCGUUUUUUUACGAAAAUAUUAUACAAUCCGAAGACUGUAAUGGCACGGGCACAUAAGCAACACUCCACUCCACAUGGCAAUCCAAUAUUAGUAUUUUACCAACAUCUGCGAGUAUAACAAGUCAAAAGUGAAUACAUAUAUAAUUGUGGUUAUUGGGUAUGAAAAAUGCUUAAAUUCGAUUUGUACUAAACAAGAGUAGCGUGGCGUGUUGUUAAUGUGAUCCUAGCAUAAUUGUAAGUAGUUUCGUCGUUUAAUUAACAAUUGCGAUAAUUUUUACUCUGUGCAAAACGCAUAUUUACAAAUUUGAAAUAUUCCCGAUUUUUUGGAUCCCUUUUGAAAACACUGGGGCCAAGUUUUUAUAUAAUAGAACCCUACCUUAAUUCCGCGAUAUAAAAACACAGUUUCUAACCAAUGUUAGAUCAUAAAAAAUAAUAGUACCUGCAUGCUAAUUAAAAUUAGGACUUAUCUGAAAACUGUGAAUACCUAUUUUAAAUCUUGCAUUUUUUGCAAAUUUAUAUUAACAGAAUAAUUCUUAGACAAUUUUAAAAUUGUAAUUUUUCUAUAUUUCACUAAAACUAUAUGACUUUUGAAUAUAUAAUUUGGUAUUAUUAGUUGUGUUGAUUACAGUUGUGUAUUGGUUACUGUGAAUUUUAUCACUGUUUUACAUUUUUAAAUAUUUAUACGCAUUCAUAAUGGUACAUUAAAUUACAUGUAUAAAAAAAGUUGUUUUAUUGAUACACCGAGCCCCAUAAUACCUAUUAUUGAAGUAAAUUUCAAAUAAAUUACCAUUAGUAUGCAAUAUAGGUAAGUAUAUUGCAUUCAGGUAUAUAUAUUACUAGCUGUUGCCUGCGACUUCGUCUGCGUU